UGCAUGUACAUAUCGCCGUUCCGGUGAAACAAUGACGUAACUGCAAAUUUUUGACAUUUUGACUCAACAGCACUAUUAGGUCCUAAAUUGAUGCAUCUAUACGGAAAAAGAACGACGUAAGUGUACAACCGUCAACGGCCGCAAGAUGGCAAAUACGUCAUUGUUACAUUAUUGAAGUUUCACCCCUUUAUCUUGGAAAAUAACGACACAUAGGUCAGUUGCGUGUUAGACUUCCCGGGAGGAGUUACUGUUUUAGUGGUAAAACGACGUAAUUGCAUAGUUAAACGUAAUAGUUGAAAUUUGUGUGCACCAGUUCAGGAGAACAACGACAAACUUUAAGAAGAUACAAGUCUUGAACCAGGUACUUAAUAUGAAUUCAAGAGCCGAAAAGAUAGUUAAUCUCGCUCUUUUUGGAGAUCAAAAUGAAGCUAAUUCAAGAGUUAUUUCUGCACUGCCUGGAUGCUCCACUUCAAAUCCUGAAGAAAAUACGUUACUUGAUAUUUCUAAUAACUAUGUCAUAGAAAAUGAAGGCUCAAUCAAACUUAGAAUAACUAGAACUAAAGAAAAUUUGUACCGUGAGGAGACAAGUUCAAGAAGCGAUUUUUCUGCAGGUUCGAGUGACAAUUACGAGCCUGCAAGUGACAACGAUUCGUUAGGCAGUUCGUUAAACUCUAUAGACGCAGAAACUGAAACAAUUGUCCAAGAGUUGCCCAAAAUUUCAGAGGCUAUAGAAUGCAAAGAAAAUUCCCCACAACGUAAAAAAGGUAAAAAGAGGUUACGCAGAACCGAAAAUUGGGCAAGCGUAAAAGCCAAAAGCUUAAAGAAUAGUGGAAAGAGCUAUAAGUCCAGAACAGGAAAACUGAUGCCGGCAAAGGAGAUGGCACCACCUUGUCCAGAUAAAUGCGUUUUAGCAUGUUCAAAGAAAUUUUCCGAGAAUGCAAGAGCUCAGAUUUUCAGGGAGUAUUGGGGAAUGGGUUCAUUACAGAGACAACGAGAUUUCUUGGGUUCGUGUAUUGAACAACUUCAACUUAAAUAUAGGCGAGUCACCUCUGGAGUGCCCCGUAAACCAAACAGUGCAUUUUAUCUUGUCGUUAAUGGAGGGAAAAUUCGCGUAUGCAAAUUAUUUUUAAUCCGUACCCUUGGAAUAACUGAGAGAAAACUCCGAACAGUCAUUGAGUCGAAAUUAUCAGGUACUGGAAUUGUAGCUGAAGAUAAGCGAGGAAAGCACGGCAAACAUAAAAAGGCGGAUGAAGAAAUAGUGAAGUCGGUACGAGACCAUAUUAAUGCCAUUCCAAGGGUUGAGAGUCACUAUGUCCGAAAGGAUACUACAAGAGAAUUCAUUGACGGUGGUCUUUCGAUUGCUGAAUUACAUAGGCACUAUGUAAGUGAAAGAUCUUCUACCCGAGAAACAACUGCCAGCUAUGAUAUGUAUGCGAGAAUAUUUAAUACUGAAUACAAUAUAGGAUUCUUUAUACCUAAAAAGGAUCAGUGUGAUUUUUGCGAGUCCUUCAAGAAUUCAGUUGGUGAUGAUAAAGAAGCCUUGGAGAAUAAAUAUAAUGAACAUCUACAAGAAAAAAAAUUAAGUAGAGAAGAAAAGGACAAGGACAAGGAAAGAGCCAAAAAUAAUGAAGUUGUGUUAGCCGUAUACGAUCUGCAGGCUGUAUUACCUGUCCCAACUGGGCAAUCAUCAGCAUUUUUUUAUAAAAGUCGAUUGAAUUGCUACAAUUUUACUGUAACCGAAAUUGGAAGGGAUAAAUCUCUCUGCUAUUUUUGGCAUGAAGGUUUAGGCCACAGGGGAGUUAACGAAAUUGGUACCUGCAUAAUGUUAUAUCUUGAAGAACUUGCAAAAUCGAACCCUGGUGUCGACAUAGUGUUUUAUUCUGACAACUGUGGAGGCCAGCAAAAGAAUAGAUAUAUGAUCGCAGCUUAUUUAUAUGCAGUGGACGCGUAUAAUAUUAAUACAAUUACGCAUAAAUAUCUUGUUCGCGGGCACACUCAGAACGAGGGUGAUGCUGUACAUAGUAUUGUGGAGAAAAAUUUGAAAAGGGCUAAAAACUCAGGGCCAAUUUACGUGCCCGACCAAUAUAUUUCACUAAUAAGAAAUUCAAAAAAAAGAGGCAAUCCUCUUGUUGUGAAGGAAAUGAAUUUCAAUAAUUUCUUUGAUUUAAAAGAUUUAUAUGGAGAAAUCGCUCCGAAUUUAUCGAAAAACGUCGAUGGGAAAGAAUUUAAAAUAAGUGACGUAAGACAACUUGAAUUUCAGAAAGGAAGCGACGUUAUUCGUUACAAAGUAAGUUUCAACCAAAAGGAAUGGGAUAGAAUAAUAUUCAGACCAAAGAAGAGACGUGUUUCCGAAUUACGGCCUAUCAAAGAAAUUAAAACAAAACCUGCUUACACACAAAAAAUUACAAUAACAGAAAAUAAAAAAAGAGAUCUGAAGAGUUUAGUUGACAACAGAAUAAUUCCCGAGUUUUAUAAGUAUUUUUAUGAUUCUGUUUUAUAACUCAUAUCAUUUAAAUGUACCUACUAUUGAUUCUCACCCAUUAAAAAUAUUGACAAAAACGCUGCAUUU
This is a messenger RNA of Harmonia axyridis, 2569 nucleotides long. RefSeq lists its product as uncharacterized. The record is from RefSeq and is a predicted model, not a curated record. Lineage: Eukaryota; Metazoa; Arthropoda; Insecta; Coleoptera; Coccinellidae. The coding region runs from base 371 to 2500 and encodes 709 amino acids. The transcript is spliced from 4 exons.